GCGCAGCAGCGAGCACGAUCCAACAACAUAAACAAAAAAGAGGCGUGACACAUUUAUUUGUCAAAACAAUUAAUCUCAUUUAUUACUUUCACUUUCGCCGUUUUUACGUAAUUCCACAAUGUCACAAAAGAUAGUUUUAACAGGCACCCUCGACAUGCUGCACAGCCUCUACGACUUCAAAGCGACUUAUGCAAAAACCCUCAGCUUUCGCACCAACGAAUACUUCAUCCUCCACCAAAGCAACACCAAGCACAAAAACUGGUGGGAAGUGAUAAACGAAGCUGGCGAAAUGGGGUUCAUCCCCUCAAACUACGUAGAGACUGUCACAGUGAACCCCUCGUUUUACCUCCAAUUCGUCGAGAACUGCCUCGAGAAUUUGAAAAAACGCGCGCCUGCGGAGAAUCUCACCGAUCGACACGAGAUCAUAGCCCGAUUGAAGGAAGUGAAGAAGGAGAUUGAGGAGCUCCCCGAAGGUGGGGGCCACGGCGACGACGUCAAGACGUUACAUUACAAAAACUCGGAUGUGGCGCACUUCCAGAGUGCGAGCUCGCAGUCGUCGCUCCUAACCGAGCUUAAAAACGAUAUUGAGGACCCCAUCAGGCCCAUAAAAACCAACAAAGAGCGGGUGAGGAAAUCCAUCGAGAACCUCCACGAGGAGGGCUGCAACGACGUGAAGAAGUCGGACAUACCCUCUCCCGCAAUCACAGACCAAUCCGUUUACGAAUUGGUCGAAAGUGUGAGAAUUAAUACUCAGUUGUCUUACGAGAUGUCUCGAGUGGCGGUGGUUACGGUCGUCCAAGGCCUCCACGAGCUGCUCCCAGCCUCGGUUUUUCCGUACCUGAGCACGAUUUUAUCCCAAGUACAAAAAUCACUCAAUGUGGAUGACGUCCAAAUUGACCAAACACACGACGCUAGUCGACUUAAAAUCAUCUUCAAUGAGCUCACGUCCUGCAAGGAGGACUCCCAGCAGAGGAGUUGGAUGCUCCAUGAAGAUGAGGACGUCAUCAAGGAGUAUCUCCUCGAAUUAAUCUCGAUUUUGUCAAACGCCGAUGCGAGCAUCUCUCGACAUGUGAUUUCCCGAGACCAAUACCACUGCAUCGUGACCCUAAUCCAGUUUUACCAAAUGGAAAUCCGCUGGUCGAUCCGUCAGCUCUUGCUCCAGACAUUCGGCGUUUUGUGCAGUCUGGACAAAACCGUCGUCAGCAUAAUGCUCAACUCGAUCCUCCCAGGCGAGCUUGCCAGGGAUAUGAUGGCGAACGCGAGAAACAUUCCCAAAUUAAACUACUCGUCGAUUCUCCUCACCAUGAUUUUUUCCAUGGGCGAGCCCAUGCCCAUCACGCAUCACGAAUUACUCGGGGCGAAUUUCUUGUCAUUCCUCCUCAACAACAUUGAGUAUCCCCCAGAUACGGACAUCGACGAGCAAAUCCCCGAUUUAUUCCUCAAUUGCGUCAUUUCGUUCAAUUUGCAGUUUGAGGAUUGCGAGGAGAACCCGGUCCUCAACGCUUUAGAGGAGCGCGACGUCGCGAAAACUUUCACAGAGAAGAUCCUCCUCCUCCUCAACCGGGAGCACGACCCGGUGCGCAUUUUUGAGCACGAACCGGCCCCUCCUCACGCCCUCCUCAAGCUUUUCGUCGAUUUGUUGAGUCGGAAAAGCACAGCUUCGCUCUUCUACACCAACGAUAUCAAAGUUUUGAUCGAUAUUGUGGUCAGGAACGUCGCCGAUUUGUCGCCAGGGGACAAGCGGAGGCAACAGUACAUCGAGUUGUGCCGUUUGGUGAUGAGAAACACCAACUACGAAGAGCACAGACACCGUCUCGAUGACAUUUUGAAGAGUUUCACGCGGAUUUUCUGCGAGGAGAGCGACUUGAGCAAAAACGACCAGCAGCUAGUCCGGGAAAUCUCCCACGAGUUUCCGCAUUUUUUCAAAUAAUUUUGUGAUAUUUUCUGAUUAAAUCGAUCAAUGUGUUAGAGUUUUUCAUUCCUUGAGAAUUGUAUGUGAUAUCCUACCUCACGUAGUGUUUUAGGGUCAACGCGCUUGUGUUACUCGUGCCAAAGAAAGCGACGAGUCAAUAAAUUUAUUUAUGAAAUAAAAUACAAAUUGUAAAUUAAUUAAAAUAAAAUGUGUACACUUG
Molecule: messenger RNA, 2132 nt
Organism: Tribolium madens (black flour beetle)
Lineage: Eukaryota; Metazoa; Arthropoda; Insecta; Coleoptera; Tenebrionidae
Product: NCK-interacting protein with SH3 domain
Exons: 6
Coding region: 119-1930 (603 amino acids)
Biological process (GO): endocytosis
Molecular function (GO): Arp2/3 complex binding; protein binding
Source: RefSeq, a predicted model, not a curated record